CUCAUGGGGGAAGAGUUCAUCCACGCAAUCCAUCCGGUCCUGCAGGAGCGCUGGACUUCAGACCUGGAGGAGGCCUGGAAGGUAAACAGAGACACUGUUCCUGUACAUCACUCGCACCAUGAAGAAAGGCUACCAGCAGGCCCAGAGGAGCCACAGCAGUAGCUGAGAGCAGCUCGUCCCAUCACGUGGCUUCAGCAGCUCAGGACUGAGUCUUUAAAUGACAAGUUGUGUAGUGAAAAUGUUGUUUUCAGAUCUCAUGUGUAACUGUAUGAAUGUUUAACAGCUCUGAGCUGUGGGCUUUUAUUUUGAAAGUGAAUAAACAUCAUGUGACGAGGA
Messenger RNA from Haplochromis burtoni (Burton's mouthbrooder), 336 nucleotides. RefSeq names its product neuroglobin. The record is from RefSeq and is a predicted model, not a curated record. NCBI's taxonomy places the organism in Eukaryota, Metazoa, Chordata, Actinopteri, Cichliformes, Cichlidae. Gene Ontology annotation, molecular function: oxygen binding; heme binding.